Molecule: messenger RNA, 610 nt
Organism: Hibiscus syriacus
Lineage: Eukaryota; Viridiplantae; Streptophyta; Magnoliopsida; Malvales; Malvaceae
Product: protein PIR-like
Exons: 1
Coding region: 13-582 (189 amino acids)
Biological process (GO): regulation of actin filament polymerization; cell morphogenesis; regulation of translation
Cellular component (GO): SCAR complex
Molecular function (GO): small GTPase binding; RNA 7-methylguanosine cap binding
Source: RefSeq, a predicted model, not a curated record
UCUAUCCAACAUAUGUGGUUUAUUUCCCUUCUAAAGAUGACUAGAGUGAAGUUACUUGGGAGGACAAUUAAUUUAAGAAGUUUGAUUGUUGAACGGAUGAAUAAAGUCUUCAGAGAAAAUCUUGAGUUUCUCUUUGAUCGUUUUGAGUCUCAAGAUCUAUGUUCCAUAGUGGAAUUAGAAAAGCUGGUAGAUAUACUGAAGCAUUCCCAUGAAUUACUUUCAAAAGAUCUUUCAAUAGACUCAUUCAGUCUCAUGUUGAAUGAGAUGCAGGAGAACAUAUCUCUUGUGUCAUUUUCUAGUCGACUAGCUUCUCAGAGUUGGUCUGAGAUGCAAAAUGAUUUUCUGCCAAACUUUAUCCUUUGCAAUACUACUCAGCGUUUUAUCCGAUCUUCAAAAGUUCCUCUUGCUCCUGUACAAAAGCCAUCAGUUCCACAUGCCAAGCCAAACUUCUAUUGUGGUACUCAAGAUUUAAAUUUUGCACAUCAAAGUUUUGCGCGAUUGCAUGGUGGAUUUUUUGGGAUUCCACACAUGAUUUCCGUUGUUAAACUUCUAGGAUCUAGGUCUUUACCGUGGCUUAUCUGAGCACUGCUGGAUCAUAUAUCAAACAAGA